This is a messenger RNA of Cuscuta campestris, 1872 nucleotides long. The record is from the annotation of a GenBank genome assembly. NCBI's taxonomy places the organism in Eukaryota, Viridiplantae, Streptophyta, Magnoliopsida, Solanales, Convolvulaceae.
CGCUAUUAUCCCAUUUUUGAACGGAACACUAUAACAAACCAGCGGUUGCCCAUUUUCAACCCUCCCUCCAAAUCGCAUCCCGUAACAUAACCACGGCAUUUCCUCCCCGAACAACCGCCGUCUCCGCCGCAGCCGCCCUAUCCUAAUCUCUGAUCACCGCAUUCUUUCGACCUUAUUUCCCCUUUCGGCGCUGUAACGAAGAACGAAUUGGGAAAGGAGAGUACAUGUUUUGGGGAUUGAAAUGUCGUCGAUCGAUCUCAAAGUCGAUCAAUUGAAGCAAUUGAGGGACAUAUUCUCGAGAUUCGACAUGGAUUCCGACGGGAGCUUGACGGUGCUGGAACUGGCGGCGCUGCUGCGUUCCUUAGGGCUGAAGCCGUCGGGGGACCAGAUCCAGGCGCUUCUGGCCAACAUGGACGCCAACGGGAACGGCGCCGUGGAAUUCGAGGAGCUGGCCAGGGCGAUCUUGCCGGACAUGACGGAGGAGAUCCUGGUGAACCAGGAGCAGAUCCUCGAGGUCUUCCGCUCGUUCGAUCGCGACGGGAACGGGUACAUCACGCUGGCGGAGCUGGCCGGAUCCAUGGCCAAGAUGGGGCAGCCGCUGACGUACAGGGAGCUGACGGAGAUGAUACGGGAGGCGGACACCGACGGAGACGGGGUGAUAAACUUCAACGAAUUCGCCGCCGUGAUGGCCAGAUCGGCCGCCGGUUAUCUCGGCCUCCCCGUUUCGUGACCGCCAAUCAUUGGUGUGCUGAAAUUAAGUUAUUUUGUAUGCAUCAAUCAAAUUACUCCAUUCCAAUCCUCAAAAAAAAAAAAACUCCAAUCCACCAUUUACAAAAAAGGUAAGAUUACUGCAGAAAAAGGCGGAUUUCGCUUGCUAUUGAAAUGGAAUUGACUCUUGGAAAUGGUAUCCAAAUCUCUCAUCCCAAGUAUAUACUCAAUAUCAAUGUUUUUCAUCUUGUUCAAUGACUUCAAUCAUCAUAACGAGCGUCGUGGGUUGUUCUUACCCCUGGAAUUAGGAUGUCAUGUUUUAUUUUUAAAAUAAGAGUCUCAGAUAUUAUAUAUUAACUAGUAUUUCACUCAUAAUGAUGUAGUUUUACUUGAUUCCAAAAGAAUAAAAACACCAAAUAUUUGCCCACUAUGACAGCAUGGAGCCAAAUCCAAAUCAACAAAACAAAUUUAUAAGAGAUUGAUGUGCAAAAUGCAAGCCCAAGGUCAUGCUCAACAUUAAAGAUCUUCAUGAUUAGCCACGCUUAAGAGACCAUCUUCAUUAUAAGACAACAUCAUCCAAUAAAUAGCAUAUGACCAGAUCACACUCAGCCAAAAGCACUCUUCAACUACUAUUUAUGCCAUUAUUCCUGCUAGCUUCUUAAGCAUCUAAAGAGAACUCAUCAUCUUUAUUCACCUAUGUAGGCAUCUUCAUAGUUAUAAACAAUAACCAUGAGCAAAAAGGCAUACUAAAAAAUCAGAAACCAUAAUGGAAUGCAAAAAAACCUUACCCCAACACCCUGAUCAACACUUAUAAUCUCCACCAAAAUCAACACUAACUGAAGCAAACAUUAUUGAUAAACCAUCUAACUGUUCUUCUAUUCAAACUUCAGUCUUAAGUAGUCUAAAGUGAUAUCUUUACCUGGAAGAGUGCCUUUCAUAUUAAAUUAUUCACUCAACAUCAACGCAAUACAUUUGCAUCAAUUUCUGACAGUAGCUAAAUUGAGUGAGUAGAUAUCAGUUAAAACAGUUUAAAAGUGAGUCCACAUCCUACAAAUUAUACAAAAUGUAAUUUAACUACCAUGUCAAUGUUCCCAAAAUGUCGUUACCAGUACCUUUGGCAGCUACAACUCCCCAUUGUAACACAUGAUGAUAAGAAUCAUAAGG